GAGGGAAAAAAAAAGCCCUCUGUGACUGCAGCUUUGACCCAGCCGCGUCACACAUUGCACGUCAUUUGGUACAACAGUUUGGUGCUUUCUGAACACGUGAAGAGAUAAUUUUAUUUGCAAGUAUUUUGUUUGAAUGGCCCUUAGCAUUGGUAUGAGCACUGUCAGACAGCAGUUUAGGCCCUAAGGUUUUGCAGUGCUACGUGCUCCUGCUUGUGCUUUUUACGUUACACCCAGCUUGUGAUAAGGGGUAUUUUAGCUCGCCAAGUCCAAAGGCUUAUAGUUUUUUUCUAAAUGCUCCCUUUUUAUACGCAUUAUUCCAAAUAUUCCCGGAUGUCGUUUUUACAAGCACUAGAAACUGAUUGUUUCUAGUGCUCGGAUAUAUUCAAGUCUUUCAUUUCAGCAUGCUAGAGUUCAAAUUAGCGGCUCUUCGUAACUGAAAGGGCAACGCACGUUACCUUGUCGUCAUGGCGAUAUUCAGAACACACUCAAUCUUCCUUUUGAUUACACUCGCAGCCAACGCCGCAGCCGUGGCCAUGACGGAGUGAACGGUAAAAACUGUGGAUUCGGCUCCAGGGGAGUUUUGUCCCAAACCUCAAACACGCCUGCGAAAGCAUUGACAGUUUUGCCUCAUGUUUCAGAAAAUAUUUCUCGUCAAUAUCGCCUUUCUUGACUCAGUAAACGCACUCAGCGCCUUAGAACCCUCCUCUUACAAUUUUACAUUCAUGUACUUUCAGCCUUAUCCAGAAACAAAAAAAAACCUGUGCCGCGCUGUGCGAAUCCUUCAAGGUCAUCCUAGCUAAUUUUUGCUUCGCAAGUUCAUCACAAGGGGGAAUGUGUGGCAGUGGCGGCGGCACUCUCACUGCUCUACUCCGGCUCCUGCCGGCUCCUCCCAUUGAUCAGACUCUCUCUUUGCACGACUCUGCAUUCAGUCAAAGCUUCAUAAAUCUGCAUUCUGUACAAAAAUGAGCUGAAUUAUGCGUUUGUAUAGAAGAAAGGUGGUUAGGCACAGAACCCUGCAGGAACAGUGGUUGCAUUUUCCUCAUCUGCCCUGUACCUUAAAGCUUCAUAUGCAGACUAUUUGUGAGCAUUAUUCAUAGUUCUAUGUGCACAUGAUUUACAAUCUGAACAAAACGUUAGGGCAAAAACGACCUGGUGAAGGUUUAACAUAAUUUUAGACGGACCCCCGAUACUGGGGAAAGGACGAAGAACAACACAAUACACAGAGACUCUGUGUGCUGUGUUGUCCUUCGUCUUUUCCAAAGUCUCGGGGGUUUGUCUAAAAUUACAAUAUGCAAUCUUUUUCAUUCUUUCAUCGAGGGCUUUAGCAGUGUUUUUCUCGUGCCUUGGGGAAUCGAAAUUAGAUAUAAAUUCCAAAAGCACCUUGAAGUGGUGUCUUCACUUUUACUGAGAACUCUUUAUAAUGUCCUGAUGAUGUUCAUAAUAUACUAGUACUAUAAACGGCAAUGCUUCUUUUAUGUGCAUAAUAUAUAAAUAUCAAACCACUUAAUAAAUACACGCAUGCUGUGCUCAUAAAUUGAUUUUAUACGUUUAAAGUGUCUUGAUGUAGUGCAUAGAGUUUCAUUUCAGUUUUUUCUUCUUCUGAGGAUUCCCAAGAGCAAGCUGUGUAAUCUUGCCUUGCACUUACAGAAAUCGUUUGUAUCCUUUCCUUUUGGCAACACUUCGUUCUUGUUGAGCCAUCCGAGGAAGUUUUUUUAUUAGUGUUUUCAUUCUAUCCAAGGUUCUGUGUGAAUGUGAUUUGUCAUUGUACGUGGGCAGGUCUUUCUUACAAGGCUUAGUCAAUGUGUUGGCUUAGCAUUGUGACAACUAAACAUUCAACUAUUUUAUGUGAUGCAGAUGUGUUUGCUUGUUUGCUUAUUCUUAGUGCAGUAUAUUAUUAAUUUGACAUUGAACCUUAUAUUCAUUGCAUGUAAGAGAUUCCAUCUAAUUCUUGCUGGGCCAUGUCAUAAUUAUGGUGUACUUUAUGCUGAAAGAAUUAAAUAAUGUAAUUCGUUGAAUGGCCCAAUGACAGCUGUUCUUCAUUUGCUUUCAGGCCCUGAGAAAAAAUUGACCUUGUUUUGGAUCAAACAAGUUCUUGUGGAGGUGCUGUGACAAACAGUUUGUCAUAUUGACCCACUGUCACCACCGAUGAGAAACUUCAUGAACUGUGAAACUGGAAGCUGAACUCAGUGUCACCUUAUCAUUUUCAGACUGUUAGAUGGCAUGUGUUUGUUUUCACGUUUUGCAGCUCUGAUUUGAGGUGUGAAGUCUCUUGGAAUGGGUUUAAAGGUAUACAAAACAGAAUAUUGGCCCACUUCAGAUAUAGCAGUAGCAACCGUUAUUGCUGUAUUUGUUCACUUCUGUGAGCCGUGGAGUGCAGCUGGUCUGCAUUUUGAUCAGCGUAUUGCAAAAGUUACCAGCCUCUUUUUUAUUUGCAUUCUCUGAAUGAAACAGCCCACUUCAAAACACUGUUUACUCAUCAUCUCUUUAGAUUCUUUUUUAAAGCAUUCACAAAGUUCCAAGCACAUCUGUUGCACUUUGUCUUGCUCAAGAUUUAUGUCGCUGCUUUGUGUAUUUCUUGAACUGAUUUAUCUAUUUUGAUCAAGUUUUCCUUCAUUGUUUUUGGUAAUCUGGGCCAAAUCACUCCUGUGGAAACUGCAUCGCAAGCAAAAAAAGGUUCAUGCCGUAGUGGUUUGUGCAAAAGAUUAAGGAAAAUUAAUUGCAUUCGGUAUAAUGAGAUAAUAUAAUGCUGUAAGUAAUUAAAAAUUUUAAUUAUAUAUUUUGAAGGUAUUACUGCAAUUGAAAACUUGAUGCAAAUGAUCAGAAACUAUGAAAUCCACCUACAUGGUAGUCAUAUAAAGCACAUGCAGCAUUUUAUGGUGAAAUGCUAAGCAAGCGUCUACUCAAUAUUUGAAGAUAAUCACAAAAAAAUAGAGGGUGGGCACAUGUCAGCUCGUCAUUUCUGCAUACAUAUGUACUGUGCAUAUCUUCUCAAAUGUUUCAUAUUUUGGAGGUGGGCUCUUAGUGUGAAAUGGGCAGAUGGGUAUUCUACGGUAUGUGCGAUGCAUGGUGGCGCACAUAGAAUCGGCUGGAAGGCCUCUGCACUGCCACAUAAGGCUUCCCUUUUUGAUGUCAGUGCCAGACACCUUAUUGAGCAAUGCAUGGCAGCACACGCACAUCACACAUUUUGGCCACAGGGAGCAGGAUUACCAGUGUUGGCCUCAAAAGAGUUUGACAGAUAGAUCAAUAGAGAUUUUUUUUUUUAACUCUUAGUUACAAAUCCCACAGGAGGUAUUCCCACCCACACACGAGUCCGUGUGGCCAGCUAGACGACAAUGGUCGUGCGAAGGUUGUGCAAAGUAUAGACAACGGAGUGGUGAACAGUACAGCGUUCGGCGAUGUGUGAGGUGUUUGACCAACGUCACCUAGAAUGACAAAAUCCUGCGCCCCACAAUUUUGAAGUCGUCGCACUGAGAUUGAGCAAAGACACAAAUUGGACACAAAUGCCGCAUCAAUGUUUGGUCAUGCCUCGUUUCCAAUAUGCCACUUUUGAAAUAAUGAAAAGAUUAUCUGUGGUCGCCAUUAGUUGGUUAUGUGAGCAUGCAUUGGACACGAGCGCCUCCUCAGUAUUUGGAGUGUACUCGGUUCGAAACGCAUUCCACAGAAGUGCUGCAUCACUGUUCGGUGCGAACUAGGAACCAAUCGUGGACUUUACGCCGGAAGUGAUGAAACCGACUAAUGGCGGCUGCGCAUAAUCUAUGCAUUGUUUCACAAUUUCGGAAAGGCUAUGAACACGCCGAAGGACGCUCUGCAUUGGGCUUGGGUCUGAUUACCGAGUCUAUGCCAUCCAGCUGCGACGACGUUCCAUGAAGGAAGAGGAGGAUGUUCGCAGGCCUUGAUUAUUCUAGGUCGUCAAAUCAGAUUUGGGACUUUUUUGUGCCAAGCCAACGAAAGGCAUCUGGCACACCCCAAUGGACGACCGAGUAUUAAUUUUGUUUGCCCGGGAAUCUUUUGUCAUGCAACCGGAACCUCGGUCGCAUGGCAACUGAAGUUUCACAGUAAGGUUAUGUGCCUGCAAUAAGGUUUCGCGCCUGUAAUAAGCCUCCAUCGGAUUGCGGGCACCUUGGUCGGGAUCCAAACCCGCUGCCCGAGAUCGGUGGGCUGCAGCGCUUUGCGUUGCAGCCACCGAGGCAGUUCAUUUUAGGUGGUGUUGGUUCGAAUGAGCGUUACACGAGUGCUUGGCCGCUGCUCUGCAGGGAGUCAUUGACAGUCUAGUCCCCCUCACAUGUCUCACAGCAGCGCCGGAGAACAUCACCUUGGGCCACGGCACACCCGAGCGCAUCCGCCACGGCAGCCCGUUCCCUCCCGCCAAUCCAGCGGGGGGCACGCACCGUGGCGCCGCCAGGCACCAGUGCCGCUUCUGCGCUUACUCCAGCCAAAUCAAGCACAACGUGACCAUGCACGAGAGGACGCACACGGGGGAGCGGCCUUUUGUGUGUGAGGUCUGCCAUAAGGCGUUUACGCAGAGGAUCGACCUGAUUUACCACCUGAGGACCCACACGGGGGAGAAGCCGCACAAGUGCAGCACGUGCGGGAAGGAGUUCCGGAAGGCGGGACACCUCAAGGGACACCUGAGGGUGCACACUGGCGAGAGGCCUUACAAGUGCCUCACCUGCGGGCUCGCAUUCAGCUGCUCCUCCAACUUCACCAAGCACUGCCAGAAGCAUCUGGGCAAUGUGUCUUAGCGGUGCGGGGGUCCACGUCCGCAGACGCACCUGGCGGCGAAAUUCGGUGACAAUUUUGAGUGGGGGUUGAUGUGUGCCCGCAGACCGUACAGUGGCGUCUUCUUUUACCUGGCCUAUCUCUAUCGAAGGUCAGAUUUGUUUUACAAGUGUUUUAGGCUCAAUCAUACAUUUUCCCUCGAAUGUAGUUGAGUGUGUAGUGACAGCUUAUUGUCACUUAUUGUCACUUAUGCGGAGACACCAUCUAUCAUUGGGUAACCCUGGAACACAUCCGACCUGCAUACCGAAUUCUCCGGACUUUAACAGUGUACAUGUUCGAAAGCUGAAAUUUUGCACGGCACAGACCGUCUACAGGUGUGGACUACGUGGAACUGUUUUCUAGAUCUCGUCCAUUGCAACAAGAUGUGACACAUUUUGUGAACGACAGAGUAUGUUAACAAUUUAUGUAUGAUACGAGCUUCUGUACGAGCUAACAAAGCGGGAAUUUGUCAAGUUGUGCUCUGUACGAAGCUUUUUUAUGUGGAGACUAGUCACCAGGUGUAGUCUAGGCGGCAUCAGGUGCGGACUACAUACCAGGUGUGGACUAUGGUCCGGAAGAUAUGGUACAUUUUACGCAUCAUACUUUCGCCAUAACCAGUAACACCACGUAAAGAAUGUUUCAAGACUCGUCGGCGCCAACUUGCCCUCGCGUCUAUUGAAACUUACAAAACAAUACUAUUGCAUCUCUUUUUUCUCACAAGAAGGUCAUUCGCCAAAUUUCUUUGGUUUUCUUAUGGUCUGUCCUGACCUGGUCUUUGAGAUGCUUUUUUGUUGUGGAGGAGCACUCAAUUUUGAAGUGCUUGCUUCAGAAUGUGUUCGGUUGCUGGUAGACACCUGUGAUGUUGGAACCAGGUGAUGUGCAUUUUGGCGAAGAUAUCCUCCUUGUCCUUAUAGUCUAAGAUCAAGGUCCCGGUCUCUUUGCCGUGAUUGUUCCAGUUGCUCUGCUUUCCCUCACCCAUACCUCGCUGCCAAUAUCCAGGUUCUGUUUUCGGCACACUCCAUGUCUCUUGUUAAUUUUAUGCUUGCUUAUUUUUCUCUUCUCGGUCUUUCUUCCAGAACUCCUCGUGGUUGGGCAGUCUUGGCAACAGUGUAGAAGUCAAUACUGGCAGUGUGGAUCGCAACUGUCUUUCCAUCAGAAGCUAUGCUGGGCUGCAUCCCAAAGGUUCUGGUGGUCUGUAGUUUAGUAGGUCAAGCUCAGGGUCUUCAGACCUCUUGAGGAGUAAUUGACGAUCUUAAUCAUUCUCUCUGCUUCCCCAUUACUCUGUGGGUACGGAGGGCCGCUUGUAAUGGUGCUCAAUCUUGUAAUCCUUUGAGAAGUCUUCAGAUAGCUUGGAACGGAAUAGUGGAUCAUUGUCUGAUUGCAGAACCUCGGGUAUUCCGUGACGAGAAAGUAUUGCUUUGAGAUGUGAUAUGACUGCUCCCGAAGUGGUUUGUCUCAGUCUGCUCACUUCUACAUACCUACAUACCUUGGCCAUUCCUCUGUGCGCUCAACCCGUCAUCGUUGCUUGGGCCUUUACGUUCUCCGAGUUGGUAGGGUUUCCAUUUCCGAAGCACCUCUGACACCAUGUGGUUCUAACAUGAUUGUAACGAGUAACACCACGUGGAGAAUGUUUCAAGACCCAUCGGUGCCAUCUUGCUCUUGCGUCUGCACGCACCGCCUGGCCAUGUUUAUGGAAACUUACAAAGCAAUAAUAUUACAAACACGACAAAACCUUUGGUCUAGUUAUGCACAGAUCAGAAGCAUUCCAGGGCUGCCCAAUAGGUGGCACCAGUGUAUUGUCUCAUCAUAAGUCGUUACAAAUUAUAGCAACACAGUCGAUCACAGAUGUGUGCCCGCAGACAGCUUGGUAAUGUGUCUCCUUACCUGUUCUUUCUGUCACAAGUCAGGUUUGUUUUAUGAACGUUCAGGCAGCAGGUUGUAGUUAGUCUGCCUCGAAAUGACAUCUCACGUCUGUGCCGUAGAUAAAUAAUUUGGCUAUCGCAGUGCCACUGUUAACCUGGGGUCUUUAACGUGCAGUUGUGAUUACACGACAAGCUGGUGAGAUGCUCUCUUAUGAGCAGUAGUGAUGCCAGGCUGGGUAUAUUUGUUUUUUGCACUUUAACCGUGAAAAUUGCUAAAUAGUGACUCUGAAUUUCCUUUUGAUUAUGAAAGGUUAAUGUUUCAUUAAAACAUUCCCUGUGGCCCUUUUCUAUUCCACGUUUCUGCUUUUUGUUUUUUAUCUUUCUUCCCUGGUUAUGUUCCCCAUGGGCCCUCCAAUGUAACACAGCCUAGUGCUUGUUUGCUUACUCAUGUUUUUGCUUCAUUACCGUUCUGGCCUACUUUUUACACCCCAGUAAUAAUAUCAAAAAGGCAAUCCAUCACUCCUUAAAAAAAAAGAACCCUAAGUUUUUGUUUUUAUCUCUUCAUAUUUUAGAUUAUCAAGCUGGCACUUUUUAGACUUUACUUGCACUUGUACAACCAACUGUGGUGUAUGUCAUGUCCAACAUUGGGUUACUCUUAGAAGGUGCCAAUUGUAGUACCCUUUAUUAGCUGAGUGUCUUUCAAUGGCCAGCAUGACUCGAUUCAGAUCUAAAAUUCUGGGGACUCCUUCCAUGAUGAUACCUUAACACCGCAUCAAUGAUUGCACGUUUUGAUUUAUUAACUGUCUCUCAACAUUAAGGACCAUGGGAUCCUUGAUCAAGAUUGAUGCGGGAAUCGCUGCACCUCCAUUGCUAUUUGCAUAUUUUAGAAAGUGUUCUGUAGUUUGUUUUUAGCCUCUGGCCCCAUUUCAGUUGCUCGUUCAUUGGAAAUACUACCUGCUUCAAGUUUAUGAAUCUAACAUUCUGAUUCUGUUGAAACUGGGCAGAAACAAGAUGUAAAACUUCUGCAACUAAACGAGGCAAAAUUAUAUAUUUUGCACGCCUAACUUUUAAAGAGACGGUGCAUUUCAAAGUUGACACAGUAUCCCGGCAGGGGGCGAGGAGAAAAUGGCUUCAUUGCAACCUGGUGAAAUAGUUAAAGUGUUUGGUCCUAAACCUUGGCUUUGAGGAGGGUAUAUGUGAAAGGGCAUGUUUGUACCAUGUGCUUGUAUGGAAGCAGGGCACCACGGCAAAUUGUAUCUGCAUGUUUGUUUAUUUACUUAGAUACAGCUAUCACCCUAGUUUGACUUAGUUUGUUAUAUCUAGGUUUACUUGUGAGUUUUCAUAUCAGUCUCUAAGAGAUUAGACUGAUGUCACCUUUGGUAGAGUUGCUCCUUUGGCGUUUGACCCUAUGGAAAGUGUUGUAUUCACUUCUAGUAUGUUGUGAUGCUGGAUAAAGACAGACAAUUUUUGUACUACCUUCUUUGAUUAGAUACUGCUCUGUAAGGCACUAAGAAAUGAAUGUUCCAGUAAUUCUAAAGGACAAGAAUUGCAACAUGUGCUGUGGGUCCUUUUUGCUUCUUGGCUAUACUAGCUGCACUCUGCAGUUGUGGUGGCCAUGGCCUGUUUUGGCACAGUCGGAAUCUAGAUAUUGUGCAUGCAUUUCACUUGGUGAAAUCGGUGUGUUACAGGGUUGUCAAGUUGCAAGGCAAGUGCAAUAACAACAACAUGACGAAGCAGCAGGAAUUAAUGCUUUUUCAGCGGGUGUCAGCGUGCGCUUUCAGCUUGUAUAAUGUUUGAAAUUGUUUCCCAGAGCACCCAGUGAUGCCUGGCAACCAUUAAAAUAGAUCAGAACAGAAUUGCAAGUUAUGACUGUGAAAGUUUCGGUGUCUACUGCAAGCGUUUUCAACUUGGUGAAAGAUCCAAUCUGCCAUAAUUUGUUUACUCAUUAAUUGUGCUUGCAUGCCGUCACUCACUGCAAUAAAGCACCGUCGUCAACCGUUUUUCACGCUACAUAUGUCGACAUGCUUUAGUACCAGGUUUUCUAGUUAGUCUGGUGUGUGCCUAAUGUAUGAUGCUUUCCGAAAUCCUAUUGUAUUUGGCAACUCAUAUCUUUUAGUGUUUGUCACCUCACCAUUUAUGCACCAUUAUGAGGGCCUUGCUAUUUAGAAGUGAAUAUAAAUAAAAAAUCAGUUAACCAGUGGAAAAGCUUUGAUUGCCAGUUUUUGCAACUCUUUUCUGCAUACCAUUCUGUCCCAGCAGCACUCGUGGCGGUCAUGUUGAAAUAUUCUUGUCAUAACUUGAGAAGCUUUGCAAGGCAUAUAGUAUCAACUAUUUGCUUUAGGCAUUUAGCUUCACAGGACACAUUCUUCCAAAACUGGUCCUCCCUCACACACGUCCUAGAGAGUUCUAGUGUUAACCCCUGAAAAUGUACUCGAAGCUUCCAGCUUCCUUGGGGGAAUCUCAUGAUUGUUUCAUGGUUUGUGGCCAUUGCACCCAGGAAGAGUUGUUUAACUGGUGCUUAUUUCUUACCAGCCUUAAUUUGCUCCUGUUACAUCAUUGUUUUUGCACUGUCACACUAUUGCUACUCAUGUAAAACACUACUAUUUCUCUGGUGCUUCUAUUAGGAACUCCAGCUUGGUGGCACUAAAUUCCUAAUCAUCAUCUAUUGGAAGCUUCAGAUACACAGUCUCUUCACUACAAAGCAAUGGAAUCCUUUUCUCAUGUCUUCCGCAACAGGGCUCAAAGGAACUUUUCUUAAUCCUGGCUUUGAAAGCUUCUUUGUCGAGCACUACGGAAACCUGUUGUCAUCCUAAAACUUACCAGCUUGACACAAAGAGAGGAGGAUUCGAGAAAAUGAGAAACAUCAGCGCCGCUUCUCCUCUUUUUUUAGCCAUUGCUGGCACACUGUGAUCAAUCACAAAAGGACAUGUGCAUGGCAAAUACCCUUCAGCUGUAACGUAUGCUAGAAAGCGUUCACAAUUUCACACAUAAUAGUCGACCUGGCAGACAUAACAGUCGACCUGGCCUGAUGACUCGGAGUGGUGAAUGUCCUUACAUUUGCACCACCUUCAAAAGUGCUUUCAGAAAGGGCUCAAAUUACGUUGGGUCACAAGAAGGUGCACACCGUUGAAAGGCCCUACAGGUGUAACCUUUGAGAGCAGAAGUUUGCCUGCUCUUCCAGCCCGAGAAAGAACCUAAGAUGUACACAAGUUAUGCACCUAAUGGCGAGACUACUGCAGAAUCUGCAGUCUGGCAUUUGGAGGCUGUUGCAGCCGAUUACAGGAACUGUCACAAGUUUCCACCAACCGAAAUGCACAAUCACCUAUAUUUUUUGCCUUUCCCUCACUUUGUACUAAAGGGUGACAUCUGAAAGUACCAGUGUGUUGGAUGCACUUCUGCAGUGCUAUGUACUUGGAUGGUAGGACGUGGUGUUUGACUCGCUUGUGAGCACAUUCCAGCCAAUUGCCGAUGUCUUGUUUAAUGUGUUGUGCAAUAUUCUGCCGAUCAGGAUGUGUUGUAUAUUCUUUUCCACAAUCUGCCAUUUUGUCUGCCAGAUUGUUUACAUUUUGCUGCGACAUAAAAAGUAGCAAUAUUUUAAAAAUUGAUGAUUUUUUUUUUUAAUAGCCUCCAACAGUUUUGUUGCUAUUAUUCUUUCUUUUUAUUGGCCGCUUGCCUGCUUUCUUUUAACUCUUUUUUGGAAAAACAGCACUUAUAAUGGCUCAUUUGAUUUUAAGGUAGGAAUGCAUGUUGACAUCUCUGAUAUCGAGAUAAGCUAUUUCCCUUAAAUUUAUUGUGCGUAGCAUAUUCUGGGGUGGUGUACAAUCAAAACUUGUACUUUCCAGCUGAUGAACUGUUGGAAUGCAGAAUAGCUAGGUGAAUAGCUGUACUAACUGGCAUCAAUCAAAGCUUGUUUCUUUAUUCUUAAGAUGUGUCUCUUAACAAUAAAGACAUUAGAUUUUUUGUUUGGUCGCAAUGAAUGUAGUGUUGAAGCAUUUCCACUAUGGUAUUUGAAAGGAGUGUUUUCUUAAAGUCAGCAGAGUUUGCUUCAUUUUCUCUUCAUUGCAGUGCCAAAGGUGGCACGAGAAGUCCUCUGUAAGAGAAAUUUCUUUACGUAAGGUGAAAAGAUUUUGUUAUGGAGUAAAAGUUUUGAAUUUCGAUGUCGCUGCAGGGUUAGAGUCAUUAUACAGGAAUCUUUUUUAGUGCUGUACCCUUGAAAAAAAAUUGUUGUAUGCUUUCCAGCAGAGUUGGAGACAGUGCUGCUGACCACCGGAGAGGAUGGCUUCUGUUACAUGUGCUGUGGCAGCCUGUUCUACUCCCAAGCAGACCUGGAUCAUCAUCAGUUUGAAAUGCAUGCGUUGAAGGAAGAGCCUGAACAGGCAAUCUCUGAAUCCAAGGACGAAAGUAGCAGCGGGCAGUCCACUUCCAAAGACGUGUCGAAGAAAAAGCCUCAACGGAAAAGCAAGCACAAGUGCAGUUUCUGUCCCUACACAAGCCCCCACAAAAGCCACGUGGUCGUACACGAGAGGACACACACGGGGGACAAGCCGUUCCGCUGCCUCUUCUGCCAGAAGACAUUUACACAACGCGUCCAGCUGAAGUACCACGAGACGGUGCAUACGGGCGAAAGGCCAUUCAGGUGUCCGACGUGCCAGGCAAGCUUCAACCAGAGGGCACACCUGGAAGCCCACGAAAGAACUCACACUGGAGAGAGGCCCUUUGUGUGUGACACUUGCGGCAAAGCAUUCCCAAAGAAGGCCCACCUGAAAGAUCACGAGAGGCUGCACACUGGGGAGAAGCCCUACAAGUGCAGUGUCUGCGAGAUGGAAUUUAGUUCCUGUUCAUCUCUGGCGAGACACAAAAAGAGGCACACCAGUGAGAUGUUUCAGCCUGGAUAAAACAGUACGUUCACGCUGUCCUUCGCAAAAUCUGUCCUUGUCACAACUCGCAACCUUUGUUUAUUAGUUCCUUUGCAGCUUUCAUUUCUUGUAAUGCCUCCACAAGGUGUGGUCAGUGGGUCUAGCUGUCAUGCCAUUUAUUUCUUGUUCCCGUGUGCACGCCUAGUAGUGAUAGGACAGUGCAAAUUACUCUCUUCUGAAAAGAGGCACUCAGGCUUGCCUUUUUUUUACUUCUCAAUCUUGUGUCAUCAGAAUGGAACUAUAAAAGCUUAAGUGAUCCAUGGGUCAAUAAAACUAUGAAUGCUCAAACA
Messenger RNA from Ixodes scapularis (black-legged tick), 11826 nucleotides. Its product is annotated as gastrula zinc finger protein XlCGF9.1-like. The transcript is spliced from 2 exons. The coding region runs from base 10910 to 11515 and encodes 201 amino acids. Gene Ontology annotation, cellular component: nucleus. Gene Ontology annotation, biological process: regulation of transcription by RNA polymerase II. Gene Ontology annotation, molecular function: RNA polymerase II cis-regulatory region sequence-specific DNA binding; DNA-binding transcription factor activity, RNA polymerase II-specific. Lineage: Eukaryota; Metazoa; Arthropoda; Arachnida; Ixodida; Ixodidae. The record is from RefSeq and is a predicted model, not a curated record.